Acanthocheilonema viteae is the source of this 1293-nucleotide messenger RNA. Lineage: Eukaryota; Metazoa; Nematoda; Chromadorea; Rhabditida; Onchocercidae. The record is from the annotation of a GenBank genome assembly.
AUGUCAGCGAAACGUGCUCGAUCAGCUGCUGGCACACAGUCUGCAGAGAAGAAGAAGCAAACUGAGGAGCAUAUCACAAAGACUGUUUCGGAAUUUUAUGAACGGGAAGAUCAGGAGGCAUUGUUAAUGACUAUGGCAUCAAUUGAAGAGUCUUUUUUGGAACAUUCACAAAUGCUUAGACAAAAACUUGUCAACUUCACUCAUAAUACAGUCAAGAUAGGCCAUCCGGCAGAAACAUCAAGUUUUGAAGAAUCGUUACUUUCGCUAUUCAUAUCUUUGCGACGAUUGAAUCGUUUGGCCCAAUACCGAAAUCGACAAAUUCGUGACCGAGUAAAUCGAGAGCGGGCUGUUGUUGAAGAACGAUUUCUUCAGCUGCAAAACGUUCGGAGUGAAGUUGAACACUUGCAGAAGGAGAUUGAUAGAUGUUAUGACUUCAGGUCAGCUGAUGAGGAUAUUGAAAUGAUUCCACUGGAAGAAUUCUACGCAAAUGCACCAGCAAGUAUCUCGCAGGAGGAAAUCACUCGUGAGGAUCAGCAUAGACAACAUCUAGCUCGAUUGAACUGGGAGAUGGAGGAGCGUAAGAAUUUGAUUGGAACUUUGCAAGAACGAGAAGGACGAAAAAAUGUACUCAUCACUGACAUUACAACGAAAGAACAUCGAUUAAAGUCAUUGAAACCACGUAUCGAAGCCGUGAUUGAGGCAGCAAGACCGGUACAGGAGCUGAUGGGACUGACAUGCAAUCCUAUUGAUGUUGAAAAAGAGCGCGUAUUAUCCCUAUUAUCUCAGGAGCUUUCUGUAAUUGCUAUACAGGUUGAAGCUUACUGUGAUAUUGUUAAAGAAACAGGAAUAAUACUAAAAUGUAAAGGUGAUUACGAAAGUGCUGUGAAGUUCUUGGAAAAUCGACAGCGUGCUUGCGAAAUCAUUGAAGAUGUCGAUGAUGAGGAUAGUCAGGAUGAUGUGAGCGGAAAACAGUCACCAUCGGCACGUCAUGACAAAAGAAGGCAUAUGACCAUGAAAGAAUUAAUUGCUGAACGAAAAGAUGCCAUUGUUGCUCCUCAUCCAAUUCAUAUUGAAAUGGAAAUCGCUUGUCAGGACGAUAUCUGUGUAACCCUUGUGCUACAGUUCAUUCCGGGUUUGCGUUCAGUUGGAGUAAUGGUAAAACUUAAUCGAAUACCCACAUCAGUUUAUGGAAAUGUAUUCUUUGAUGUAUCUCUUCUUUCCGAAUUAUUUGAUGGUGACGAUGGAAGUAAGUGUGUCAGUAGUGCGGGACAAGCGAAAUUGGAUCAAUUACAG